Messenger RNA from Erythranthe guttata (spotted monkey flower), 2701 nucleotides. RefSeq names its product two-component response regulator-like APRR7. Gene Ontology annotation, molecular function: protein binding. Gene Ontology annotation, biological process: phosphorelay signal transduction system; cytokinin-activated signaling pathway. The record is from RefSeq and is a predicted model, not a curated record. NCBI's taxonomy places the organism in Eukaryota, Viridiplantae, Streptophyta, Magnoliopsida, Lamiales, Phrymaceae.
AAAAAGAAAAAGAAAAAACAUCUUAACGCCGUCACGACCAUUUUCUAAUCCAAGUGCUCCGCACUUGACGUCCGUGAUAACAGUACAAAGAUAUAUUGAGUGGGAAUUGCCACGUGCCCCACCCCUAGUCUCCGAAUCUGUUUUGAUUCGAUCCAUAUCCCUUGACCCGUUGAGCUCUCGCCUUUAGAUUUCAUCAACGUCCACCAUUACACGUCAUCCGCCCACGUGGCCCGCCCGGUGCCUUGAAAUUGUACACGUCAUCAUAUUCGCCUCGCCCUGUAUUUUCUUCUCAAACCCAGCGAAGAAGACAGAACAGAACCCCUAAUACACGAUUGGCCUGUAUUCGAUUCACAUCAAUUAAUUCGUGAAGGUCGUAAUUCAAAUUUCAAUGAAUACUGACGCCGAUGGUGAAGGUGAUCGGAAGGGAGCCGAUGAUGGAGUUUUGGUUGAGAGGAAAACUUCGCUUCAGGGGAGUGAUUUGGUCAAGGCUGCGUGUUGGGAGAGUUUUCUUCAUGUGAGAACCAUUCGAGUUUUGCUGGUGGAGGAGGAUGAUUCCACGCGCCAUGUUCUGGCUGCUCUGCUUCGGAACUGUAACUAUGAAGUAAUAGAGGCAGCUAAUGGACUCCAUGGAUGGAAGAUUUUAGAAGAUUUAACCAAUCACGUUGAUAUUGUCUUGACGGAGGUCGCGAUGCCUGGUUUUUCUGGGAUAGCUCUUCUAUGCAAAAUUAUGGGCCACGAAACUCGCAAGAAUAUUCCCGUGAUUAUGAUGUCAGCUCAUGAUUCAAUGGUUUUAGUCUUUAAGUGUUUGUCCAAAGGUGCUGCUGACUUCUUGGUCAAACCCAUACGAAAGAAUGAGCUUAAGAACCUUUGGCAGCAUGUUUGGAGACGAUUCCAUAGUUCUAGUGGAAGCGGGAGCGGAAGUGGUGCACAAACACAAAAAUCCAAAAAAUCAAAAAUUAGUGAAAAAGAAGACAACAGUGGAAGUGACAACGGGGAAAAAAAUGGGAGCAAUGGCUUAAAUAUGAGUGCUGGAAGUGAUGAUGGCAGUGGAGCUCAGAGUUCUUGGACAAAGCAAGCUGUAGAAGUUGACAGCUCACGAUCUAUGUCUCCAAUUGAUCAAGUAGCCCAGUCUCAUGCCCAAGUUAUUCGCCCAAAUACUGAGAUUUCUGGCGACAAAAGGGUGGAUAUUGCUGUAAGGGGAGGCCAUGAACAAAGUCAACCUGAUGCCAUCGCAAAGGGCAAAGACCUGACAGCUGCUCUACCCAGAAACGUGGAAUCAAAUGAAACUCUAUUCACACCCAUCAGUGCAAAACUGAAUUCCUCGUUAAAGUUGGAACACAAGAUGAGCAUUAAGCAAAUCGUCAAUGUACAAAGGAAUCCCACCGAGGAGGACAAAGGGAGCAGUGCUAAAGUGACAGGAAUAUUCAAUAUCAACAAUAAUGCAACUAAUGAUUCUAAAGAACUAAACAUCGAGCUUAGUUUAAAGAGGCUUCGAGGAGUUCAGUACACAGGGGGUUCUAUUCAAGAUGAUCGUUGUGUCUUACGGCGUUCUGAGCAAUCUGCUUUCUCUAGGUAUAAUAAUACAUCAUCGAAUGUGUUCAAGACUCCUCAUGGGAUCAAAGGAAGCAGUAUAACCGAGAAUAGUGUUGAAGUUGCAAAACGAGAGUCGGUGGGUGAUACGCAAGCUCGUUCAACAGACUAUGUUGUAUAUCUAAGUUCCAACGGAGUUGGCAAUAAUAUAGAUAUGGGCUCCACCACUAAUAACAUUGCAUCUUCAGUUAAUGGUUUAUGCCCUCCUACAUUCAGACCUGUGGAAAAUGACCUUAGAUACAGUCAACCACAAGUUAGUCUGUUUCUGCCUAAUGAAAUGCAAACUAAAAACGUAGCUCCUAAGAAUUAUCAUCAUCAUCAACAGCUAUCAUAUAACCAGGAUGAGUCGUCUAUUAAGAAGUUACCGGAAGAUACUCCACAAUGCGGAUCAACAAAUGUUUUAGGUAAACCAAUGGAAGAUAAUAGUAGGAACUGUAGGAAUAGAAGUGCAUCAGGAAGUAACCAUGGAAGCAAUGGACAUAAUGGAACUGUAGGGAGAUAUACCGAAAGUGGUAUUGGGCAAGCCGGAAGAAAUGGAAGUGGAGACACUAGCGGCAGCGGUGGCGGAACGGGAGUAGAUGAAUGCAAACUUGCACCGCGAGAAGCUGCCUUGAACAAAUUCCGUCAGAAGAGGAAGGAAAGGAGCUUUACGAAGAGGGUAAGAUAUGAAAACAGAAAGAAAUUAGCAGAGCAACGGCCCCGUGUUCGAGGGCAAUUUGUUAAGCAAAGUGGGACUGACGAUUCGAACAGAGGUUCCAACGAAUGACUCCAAUCAUUCUUCAGCUAGAUAAUCGUGUACAGGGAUAGUUUUUUUUUUUUUUUUAAUUACAUCUUUUAGAUGUUUGAUGAUUGUUAAGUGUGGUUUUUCACUGGUUGUUAGCAUAUUCACAGUAUAGUCUUUGAUAUGAAUGUCUCCAUAUGCAAGAAAAACUUUUCAAUCUGACACUUUAGUUCUAGAUGAGUUUUCGCAUAGGAAUAUGGUUCCACCCUUAUGAUUGAAAAUGCACUGUAAUCUUCUAGAUUCCAUGAAAUAUUCUAUAGUUUGCACUUGUUUUGUGUAAAAAUGCAGUUUCUGAUGCGCUACAAUCUAAUAUUUACAGGUCAAGAGACA